GUCUUUGGUUUUAGUUUGCAUUUGCAUUGCGCAAAGUGCAAAUCUCAUCAGAAAAAGAGCCAACGGUGCGGAGUCAUCAUGUCGUUUUGGAGCCACGUACUGGAUGCCCUGCUGGCACUGGUCCACAUCCUGAGCGACCGCCUGCUGGAGUUCGUUUUGGGCUGGUAUCUGGGUGAGCACAAGCGAGUUCCGGGUCCACCGAGCCUCGAACAGCAGCAGCUGCUGACCAAAAGCGCCGUGGAGUUGGCCCAACAGAUCCGGGAACGCAAGCUGCGGAGUUACGACAUCGUGAAGGCGUACUGCGAACGGAUAGAGAGUGUUAAUAGGGAUCUAAAUGCCAUUGUGGAUGGUCCCUUUCCGGAGGCACUGGAUCAGGCACGCGAAAUCGACAGGAGGUUGGCUAAGAAGGAGUACAGCGAUGAGGAUUUCCGGCGGCAGCCCUUCCUGGGUGUUCCUUUCUCCACCAAGGAUAGUACUGCCGUAGCCGGGAAGCUCCAUACCUUGGGUUUGCUAUCCCGAAAGGAGGAACGUUCCUCCACCGAUGCCGAAUGCGUUCGCCUGAUGAAGGAGAGCGGCGCCAUUAUCAUUGCCACCUCAAAUGUUCCAGAGGUCAACAAGUGGAUUGAGUCGAGGAAUAUGCUGAUUGGUUGCACCAACAAUCCCUAUGAUCUCCGUCGCUCUGUGGGAGGUUCUUCUGGCGGAGAAGCAGCUCUAAUCGCCGCCUGCUGUACGGGCUUCGGUCUGGGAACCGACAUUGGUGGCUCCAUCCGCAUUCCCGCCUUCAAUUGCGGCGUCUUUGGGCACAAACCCACUUCGGGAGCGGUGAAUAUGGCGGGCUGCACCUUUAGAACGGGCAAGGAGAAGGAGACAAUGGUGUGUGCCGGUCCCAUGAGUCGAUCUGCUCGAGAUCUCCUGCCCAUGAUGCAGGUUCUGGUGGAACCCUCACUCAAAUCGAAGCUAAAACUGGACGAGCAGGUGGAUUUGAAGCGGCUGCGUUACUUUUAUGUUUCCUCCAAUGGCAUGGCUCAGUGUAAUCCUAUCAAUCGGGAAACCGAGAGAGUUAUGUACAAGAUACGAAAACAUUUCGAGGGGCUGAGCGGUAAGGAUGUUCGCCAUGCCAAUAUACCCAAUACUAAGAUGACCGGAAAGAUGUGGCGCUAUUGGAUGACCCAGGAGCCGGCCAACUUUAAUCUGCUGCUGGGCAACGGAGCCGAACUCAAUCCUUUCGUAGAGCUCUUCAAGAAGAUCCUGGGGCAAAGUGACUACAGUAUGGCUGCUAUUUAUGGCCUGAUCGAUAGCGUUCUGCCCAAGGAGAAGGAGAAACUGAUGAGGGAGGCCACGGCGAAGUGCAGGAAAUCUGUACAGGAUUUACUAGGCGACGAUGGGGUACUGUUCUUCCACAGCUCGCCGAGAACAGCACCGUUCCACUUCUAUCCGCUGGUCAAGUUCAAUGAUUUCGCCUACUUCAGCCUGUUCAAUGUGCUCCAUUUGCCGGCCACUCAGGUCCCGAUGGGUCUGGAUUCGAAGGGGAUGCCUUUGGGCAUCCAAGUGGUGGCCAAUCCGAACAACGAUCGUCUUUGCCUGGCGGUCGCCGAGGAACUGGAGAAGACCUUCGGUGGAUGGGUGCCGCCGUUUCCCCUGAAACAAUAGAUGUUUUAUUGUGUAUUUGAUCAAAUAAUUGUUAAACUAUGUACUUUAGGUGUCGGUAACGCUGGAGACUGUCGCUUGUGGCCUUUGUUACAGGAAUUUAAUAAAACUUACAUUCUUUGUA
Messenger RNA from Drosophila takahashii, 1771 nucleotides. Its product is annotated as fatty-acid amide hydrolase 2. Gene Ontology annotation, cellular component: endomembrane system. NCBI's taxonomy places the organism in Eukaryota, Metazoa, Arthropoda, Insecta, Diptera, Drosophilidae. The record is from RefSeq and is a predicted model, not a curated record.